AACGUUAUCCAUGACGUCAGGUGUACACGUUGGGCGGAAGUUGUCAAAAGCUGCAAGGGAAUUACUAAACAAAAAACAAGCUUACUGUACAUUGUUUUCUCAAGGGAAGCGAAUCGCCUGACGAACUUGCGUUACAUCUGAAUAUGGAUGAAGACGUACUGACAACUCUGAAACUGCUGAUAAUAGGCGAAAGUGGAGUGGGGAAGUCUAGCCUUCUCCUGAGAUUCACAGAAGACACAUUUGACCCAGAGCAGUCAGCGACAAUAGGUGUGGAUUUCAAAGUGAAAACAUUAUCAAUCGAUGGAAACAAAGCAAAACUCGCCAUAUGGGACACAGCUGGACAAGAAAGGUUUCGUACGCUAACACCCAGCUACUAUCGCGGUGCCCAGGGAGUUAUACUUGUAUAUGAUGUUACAAAGCGUGACACCUUCACAAAGCUGGAAAACUGGUUGAAUGAAUUGGAAACCUACACCACUCGCAAUGAUAUUGUAAAAAUGCUUGUUGGCAACAAGAUUGAUCAGGAUGACCACGAAGUGGACAGAAAUGAAGGCCUAAAGUUUGCGAGAAAACACUCGAUGCUUUUCAUCGAGGCAAGUGCAAAGACCAAAGACGGCGUACAGUGUGCCUUUGAGGAGCUUGUAGAGAAGAUCCUCCAAACUCCGGGCCUUUGGGAGAGCGAAAGCCAGGGCCAGACACUGCAACUGGGUAAUCAAGAGCAAGGCGGUGGCAGGGCAUGCGGGGCAUACUGCUCCAUACCUUGAAAGUGGACAAAACAAGCAAAAAUAAAAGCUUGAUAGAAAUGACCUUAGUCCGGAACCAGGAAGGACAUGAGUUGUGAGUUGGUAAGAGAGAUCGGGCAGGGGAGGACUCUUUGCACAUGACACUUCUUUCUGUUUCAAUGAAUGGAUCUAGUUUAAAAAAAAAAAAAAAAAAAUCUUUUGGCCUCGUAAGACAGAGUUUGACUUUUGUGUGUGCUUGGGUUCAACACGCAUGAUGUCACUUUACAACAGAGAAUGUGAGAGUGAAGCUGAUAAUAUGAACCAAUCCUGACCAUCCCCUAUGUAUCAAGCAACAUUUUAUAUGGGGGGUGGAUAACCUUCAUUUAACCUCUGGCUAUGAAAAGCUUUCAUCUUUUCCAAAAACACUGUGGAUACAGUACAGCCACUUUUUUUUUUAUUAACACAGUUAAUGUCAUUAUAUGGCCUUAUUCAUGAAAUAUUUGCAAUCAGAAUGUAUUGAUACACUCCUAUGUAGAGUGCAGAAUCCUCAAAACUAGUUGAUCAUUAUAGUCUCAUUAAAAGUUGUGGAACUAUCUCCCCAUUUGUGCUGUAUAGACCUCGUAAUACAAGAAAGUUAUUUAACAUCAUGUUUUCUUAGUCAUCAUCCAGUCCUGUUCACCAUUUAUCGUUUUAUUUUGUUUGUGUGUAAUGUGGUCCAUAUUUAGUCUUCAAGGUGAUGGUUUCAGACAUGAUGGAAGAUCAUUCCCAAGCGUUUUCUCUUCUGCAGCAUACCGAUUUGUUGUACUGUCCUUAUUUGUCAACUUCUUUCCAUGCCACCUUCCCUCUCCGUUUAUCUUAGUGACUUUCUGCAAAUGUUUUACAUUCUGUAUCAAUUGAAUUUUGCAAUGCAGAAUGUCGCAAUGAAUCUUGCCUUAACAACGAAUGACGUUCUCUGUUUCCAGUGUUGUCAAAUUUGUCCUGUUUCAAACAGAAAUAAAAUGACACUUGGGGUGCAGUCAUUCUAAACUA
This is a messenger RNA of Syngnathus typhle (broad-nosed pipefish), 1748 nucleotides long. Its product is annotated as ras-related protein Rab-18-like. The record is from RefSeq and is a predicted model, not a curated record. The coding region runs from base 144 to 761 and encodes 205 amino acids. The transcript is spliced from 7 exons. Gene Ontology annotation, molecular function: GTP binding; GTPase activity. Lineage: Eukaryota; Metazoa; Chordata; Actinopteri; Syngnathiformes; Syngnathidae.